AUGCAGCCAGAUACAGGAAAGCCAAAAACAAAUUAUGUACUUUUUGUUUUCUACGAUCUGGAGACUAGGCAGAAGAAGCGGAUAGAAGACAACAGUUAUGAACACGAGCUGAAUUUGUGUGUUUUUAAACAAUGCUGCGACGUGUGCAUAAAUACAAAGGAUAUUGUUUGUAAAAAAUACGGGUUAAGGCUGCAAAAAGUUCAGGGUGAAAACGUUAUCGCAUCCUUUAUGAUGCACGUUUUGGAAAUUAGAAAAAAAUUCAAAGAAGUUGUUGUCAUAGCCCACAACGGUCAGGCUUUCGACCAUCAAUUCAUUCUAAGCCACAUAUUAAAGAAAACCGAUUUAACUCCCGAGAUAAUUAUGAGAGGAACCAAAAUUAUAUUGAUGCAGCUGAAAAACGUUAAAUUUUUGGAUUCCCUUAAUUAUUUCCCCAUGUCGCUCUCAGCUCUCCUCAAAGCCUUUGGAUUAAAAACACUAAAGAAGGGGUAUUUUCCCCAUUUAUUUAACACCCUAAAAAAUCAAAACUAUGUGGGCCCCCCACCCGCUCUCGAAUAUUAG
Brassicogethes aeneus is the source of this 558-nucleotide messenger RNA. The record is from the annotation of a GenBank genome assembly. Lineage: Eukaryota; Metazoa; Arthropoda; Insecta; Coleoptera; Nitidulidae.